Molecule: messenger RNA, 396 nt
Organism: Paramuricea clavata
Lineage: Eukaryota; Metazoa; Cnidaria; Anthozoa; Malacalcyonacea; Plexauridae
Source: the annotation of a GenBank genome assembly
AUGGAUAAACGUAACAAACCAACGGAAAGGUCGUCGAGAGCCUUAAAACGGCUCGAGGCGCAUUUGGUCAUGUGGGCCAUUCGUCAACAGAAGAUAGCCCAGCCGAUAAAAAUGCUGGUAGUGCGCGGCGCAGUGUACGCGAAAGUGAGGAUCGCCGACGAUCAAGAAGUCCUUCGCGUAGAUCGAAGUCUAGUGGUCGAAAGAGGGAAGAUCGAAGCCAUAGUUCUCGUCGAAGCGGUAGAAAAAAUGCACGUGAAGAGGGUCGAAGCCGUUCGCGUUCUCGAGCAAGAAGUACUCGAAGGAAACAUUCGCGCCGGUCGCAUUCGACGUCCAAGGAACCGCCGGCGUGGGCAAAAGAACUGCUUUGUCAACAACGACAAAACGCGGACGAGUUGA